AUGGAUACAUCGAAAAGCUCUGAAGUACUGAAAAUGGAACAACAGGAGAAAGAAACUCUACCAGUAAAACUAGUUACAAGCCGAGGGGAGGAGGAGAAAGUUAAGUCUGGUGAUUAUAUGAUAGAUUUAGAAGCAGGUCUUCUACCGCACGAAGUUAGUGAGAAGGGUAGCACUUUCAAGCAAUAUCGUGAUGCCUUUGUAGGAUUUAUUGAGGAACUCGUCAUCAUUGUUGUUAUCGUAUUACUGCUGUAUUUUUUGACCAUGAUUGGUCUCUUCUAUGUGAUGGCGAUGACAAAAGUUCUGUUUUAA
This is a messenger RNA of Saccharomyces eubayanus, 309 nucleotides long. RefSeq names its product Phm6p (gene PHM6). Bases 1 to 309 code for a protein of 102 amino acids. The record is from RefSeq and is a predicted model, not a curated record. NCBI's taxonomy places the organism in Eukaryota, Fungi, Ascomycota, Saccharomycetes, Saccharomycetales, Saccharomycetaceae. The transcript has a single exon.